Messenger RNA from Adineta steineri, 1995 nucleotides. The record is from the annotation of a GenBank genome assembly. NCBI's taxonomy places the organism in Eukaryota, Metazoa, Rotifera, Eurotatoria, Adinetida, Adinetidae.
AUGACACCUUAUUCAGAAUCGAUAUAUUCUAUGUCGGAAGAUAAUAAUUUUGAAACAUAUUCUCUUAUAUGGCUUGAUACUUCAGUUAACUCAAAAGAUAAUAUUGAAACUCAAGCAAUAUUUCGAUCAUUUAUAAAUCAUUUACAAAUAUUCGAAAAUCUUGAUCAAUGUGAACAAUAUAUUCAAUCAGUUUCACUAGAUGAUCGAAUUGUUUUUGUUGUUAGUGGUAGUUUUGGUCAACAAAUUAUACCUAAAAUUCAUUCUCUUCAACAAAUUUUUUCAAUUUAUAUUUAUUGUGAAAAUCAACAGUUUCAUCAUCAAUGGAGUCAACAAUAUAAUAAAGUAAAAAGUGUUUGUAAUCAAUUACACGAAUUGAUUAAGAGAAUCCAAUAUGAUCAUUGUGAACGAAGACAAAAUAAAUCUGAUGAACCAUUAUCAAUGAGUAUUUUCGAUCAAAAUAAUGAUUAUGAACAAUCAACAACAGGACUUGAUGGUCGAUUUCUUCAAACACAAUUAUUAAUUGCUUGUCUUGUUAAAAUGAAAACGACACCAAGAGAUAAAAAUGAAUUUAUAUUACAAUGUCGAGAAAUUUAUAAAGAUAAUCCUAAACAAUUAAAAAUUAUUGAUGAAUUUGAACAAGAUUAUGCCGAUGAAUAUUCCUUAUGGUGGUAUAGUAGAGAAACUUUUAUUUAUCGUUUAUUAAACAAAGCACUUCGUAUUCAAAAUAUCGAUUUUCUUUUCCUCUUUCGUUUUUUUAUUCGUGAUAUUGAACAACAACUUUAUGAAAAUCAAUAUCUAUUACCUAUACGUGUCUAUCGAGGUCAAUUGAUGUCAUCGGAUGAAUUAAAUAUAUUAAAAAAAUCACAAAAUAAAUUAAUAUCAAUAAAUUCAUUUCUUUCAACGAGUUCUAAUCGUCAAAUAGCUCUUUUCUUUCUUGGUUCAUUUCCUUAUAAUGAUACAUAUGAAAGAGUUUUAUUUGAAAUCGAUGCUGAUCCUCGUAAAGAUGGUGUUAAACCAUUUGCUGAUCUUUCAAAAUUUAGUUAUUUCCCAGAAGGAGAAUUUUUGAUGACACUUGGAUCAGUUUUCUAUUUAAAAGAUAUUCGUCUUGGUGAAAAUCAUAUAUGGCAUAUUGAAAUGGAUUUAUAUGGUAAUAUUGAUUAUGAUUUACAUAAUACAUUUCAUCAUUUACAAAAUCAAUAUAGUUUAAAUAGUAGAGGAUUACUUGAAUUUGGAAAUCUUCUAAUUGAUAUGGCUUAUUUUGAUCAUGCGGAAAAAUAUUUUAUUCGAUUAUUAAAACAAUUAUCUUCUCAACAUAAAAAUAUUUAUAAAUGUUAUCAUGGUCUUGCUAAAAUAUCUUGUGAAAAAGGAAAUUAUGAUUUAAGUCUCGUUUAUCUUUUUAAAUCGCUUGAAAUUUUACAAAAUAUAAAUUCAAAUGAUUCUAAUAUUGGUUAUCUUUAUAAUAGUAUUGGUGAAGUUCAACAAAAAAAAGGUGAUAUUAAACAAGCAUUACAAUCAUAUGAAAAAGCAUUAACAAUUUUUCAACAACAAUCCAAUUGUAAUGAACAGACUCUAGCAUGGUGUUAUAAUAAUUUAGGUACUAUUUAUGAGGAUAAAAAAGAAUAUGAUAAAGCUCGUAACUAUCUUAACAAAGCAUUAAAUAUUAAAUUAAAAUAUCUUCCUCCUAAACAUCCUUGUUUAGGUAAUACAUAUAAUAAUCUUGGUAAUAUUUAUUAUUAUUUUCAUGAUUAUGAUCAAGCAUUAGACAUGUAUCAAUUAUCAUAUGAAAUCUUUAGUAAAAGUAUUGCGCCUGGACAUCCUUCAAUAGCUAGAAUAUUGAUGAAUAUAGGUAUUGUUUAUGAAGCUAAACAAGAUUUUAAUGAAGCAAAAAUAAAUUAUGAAAAAGCAAAUUUUAUUCGUACAAAAAUUUUAUCUUCAACACAUCCUGAUCGAAUUAGUACUCAAAAUGAUCUUAUUCGUCUGUCCUUAAAAUUUUAA